Messenger RNA from Paramuricea clavata, 3474 nucleotides. Lineage: Eukaryota; Metazoa; Cnidaria; Anthozoa; Malacalcyonacea; Plexauridae. The record is from the annotation of a GenBank genome assembly.
AUGAGGUCGGGUAAGUAUUGGACAUUUAAAAUAUUUUAAAUUAUUAAUGUCUGUAAUUUAGUAUCAUCUGCCUAUAGCAAAAUGUAGUGUUGGAAUAAUAGUGACUUGGAUGUAUACGGCGCCCCCAAAAAACUAAAAUACGCGGCCGUACUGUUCGGUCGUGGUUUGGUUAAGGCUAGCUCGGUUGCGGUUCAGUUUAUAUAGGCUGACCGAUAGAAACCGCAAACUACCGCAAGAGAAAACCGCAGUUUUAACUCAAUUAAAAUUUAAAAUAAAAUAAAAUUAUUUAAUUAUUAUUAAUAAUAUUUAUUAAAUAUUAUUAUUGAGUCAACAUCAACCAAAAGAUAAUUUUCUUGAUGGACAUAUAAAUUAAACGUAUCAAAUCUUGUGAAGUAAAGGUUGAAGGUUAAAGGUUAAAGUGUCAAAUCUAAAAAAGUAAAGGUUACUAUAGUUUACAAGAGUGGUAAAUGUUGCUAUUCCAACACUUCACGACAAGCAAUCCACAUUGGCAUAACGACAUCCCUUCCUUCAAGUAAACAAUAAACAGUCUGUUCUUGUUCCAUUUUUAAUCGAAAAAACUGAUCGAAUCCAACAUUAAGCUUAUCGAGGGCCUUUGUGAUGAUCACUGAUUUAAUUAUAGUAUCCAACAGCAAACAGCCAAUCAGAAUGCUGCGUUCGUGUGUGAACGCGACAAGUACAAAAUAUCCGGUCAUCCUUGCAGGUCCACUAUUCUUCCCUCUGUGGGCCUGCAUGCAUGCACGCGGGCUAGGGUAAUAUAAAUGAUAAUUUUCAGCGGGCAAAUUCGAGCUGGCUUAAUCAGCAGAUGACCUCUCCUCCAAAAUUUCCUGGGACGGCCCUGGCCCUCACGCUGAAUUUUAAUGUUUUAUUAUUGCUUCAAAAAACAUAAUUGUAAAUCAAAUGAACUUAACCCAUAUAUACUUUAAUAUUUUAACAGGUACACUGCUUCCAAUUGGGUUUCAAGAUAUUCUGGCAAGUGAGUUCAUGCCUCUCCAUCAAAAACAUGAGCGUGGUAAUGUUACUCACAAGAAAGUGAAAGAGCGACAUUUGCCGCGAAGAAUAUCACCUGCUUUUGAUAGAUUUGAAGCGAUGAUUAUGGAUGAUGAAUACGCGUCCCGCAGUCGAGAUUAUCCAAGGAACACUACCUGCUCAUUUGUUGGUCUAAGAAAGCCUUAUGUUGCAUCAAGAGUCUCUGAAGACCAACAAGAGCAAAAAUGCCGUCUGAGAUUUGAAACACCUGAAGAGUGUAAAGAAGGUAUAAAAUAUUACGGCGGGCCUGGCGACAUCAAAGAGCUGAAGUGUGACGUUAGCAAGGCUAUUGAAAUAUGUCGCAUAAAACGGCUGAACAACACAGGAAAUUUUGAUGUUUUUUGUGAUUCGAGACAUUGUAAAGGUGAGGAUCUUCACCUUGGUCUGUUAGGUAGCCAAACUGGAGUGGUUGAUAAUUGGACGGUAAUAUCCGACGCAAAGCGCCUUGGGCAAUACCUUCAUGAACACAUAUCGUCGUCUAAAUUUGGCGCUAGUUUUGCGUUAUUGAAAUGCGAAAAAAGCUUGGUUUUUCAAGUUUUAACAUUACCCAAGAUUUUAGAACGUUCAACGAUGUCACAGCCGCAUAAAAACAUUAAUUUCAAUAUUAUCGUAGAAGAUUCUGUAUCAAGACGCCAUUUUUUCAGAACUCUUUCGCAGACUGCGUCGACCAUGAGAAACAUCAUUUAUAAAAAAUCUAUUCCAGCAACUGUGUUAGAAUUCGAAAAGGUUCAGAGUUACGACACAACGACCAAAAAGAAUCUACAGCGGUUAUUUUCGGGCACAAAAUAUUUGCGUCCUAAUGAACGUGAUAUUAUUGGCAUCGAAGAUUUUUUCUCACUUUUAAAGGAGUUUGGUUACAGCACAUUAUUUCAAGAGGACAAUUGCUGGUAUGAUAAUUGGGGAACUCUUCUUGAUCUAAGUUAUAGAACUGGCCAUGUAAAAGACCAAAAAGAAAGAGAUAAAAUAUGGAAGGAGUUUGUUGAUUUACUAGAAAAAACAAAACGCAGUGAUAGUGUUGACGACUUUGGUGUGACGUUUUUGACUUGUUCCGUUUAUGCAUAUUUGCAUACGUCGAAUGUUUUCAACGCGUGGGACUUCCCUAACAUUUGCUUCGCAGGCGAACAUUUUUCUUCCUUCUUGCUAAAUUAUGCAAAAGAAUAUAUGAUGUUUAAUGACAAUGCUGCAAAACCAUUUUUAGCAUACACGCACGUAAUUACAUCACAUGAAAGAAGUGGACGACGGAUCGUUAACGAUGACAUCACCCUAUCGAAGUUGCUUCGGCAAGCGGCUCAUAUGCAUAACACUGUCACUAUAUUAAUAUCAGAUCACGGGGCAAAAUCUACCAAAUUUUCAUCUCAUACAACGCAAGGACGACACGAAGUCUUUCGGCCACUUUUAUUUAUGAUUAUUCCUCAUGUAGUGUGCGAUAAACUAGGACCAGAAGUAAUGAAUGCUUUGGUUGCGAAUCAGAAACGUUUGAUAGGGAUUCAAGAUCUAGGGGAAGCUUUGCGGGCCUAUCUUAAGCCAAACACACCUGAACUACGCGGUCUGUUUCUUCCCAUAUCUCUCAAUCGCACUUGCGAUCAGCUUGAUUUAGAUUCAGAUGUGUUAUGUUUGUGUGACAAGAUGGACAAAUCAAUCUCAAGUAAAUCACAAGUGCUGAAAUGGGCAGCAGAAUUUGCUUUAGGUGUUCUUAACAAUAUGAUACAAGAUCAAUUUAUAGCAGGGCUGAAGUCGAAACGCUCUGGCGAAAUCAAGUCAAAUUUAUACGGCUACGGUGCGUGUCAACGUUACACAGGCCACAAAAUUGGCCUUGCGCGGCAUCAAGUUGCAGGCCAACAGGAAAUACUUGCCUUCACUCUAUUUGUUCAACCUUUUGAUCGCAAAACCAAAGAAGUAUUUGACGUUAAGGUUUCGUUUCCCGUUAACCAAGAUAAAGCAAUAAGUCUGGAUAAGUUUACCCGUGCAAGCUCUUUUAACGAAUACGAACAAUGCGCGGAUAAAAAUGUUAAUCCAAAGAUAUGUACCUGUCGUAGAAGCCUCAAGAAAACCUUCAAAUGGCGAAAACGCUUCAUCAAAAAUGCAGCAUCACAACACAGUUUCUCGCUCGCACCAACGGGUCUUGUCCUGGAUCACCCUUGCUUGACAAUUAUUUCACGCAAUAUACAAAAUUCCUUGCCCAGUGGAAGAAAACAAAACGCAAUUUCAACGUACGAGGCAUUUAACGCAUGCUCUUAUGUCACGUACAAUCUUACAAUCAAUAUAAAAAAGUUCAAAAGAUCGCGAGUAUCGCGCAAACUUCCUGAUACCGUGACGUUAUUUCCUAGAACAAUGACUUUUCUUAUCACAGUAAAGAAUGCGUGGAGAUAUGGUGUGUUCGUUCCCAGUUUUUCAUUUGUGAAGAGGACGUUAAGUGGGAGAAAUUGA